Messenger RNA from Gavia stellata (red-throated loon), 1179 nucleotides. It is a transcript of the gene YBX1, whose product is annotated as Y-box binding protein 1. Gene Ontology annotation, cellular component: nucleus. The record is from RefSeq and is a predicted model, not a curated record. Bases 130 to 1107 code for a protein of 325 amino acids. Gene Ontology annotation, molecular function: nucleic acid binding. NCBI's taxonomy places the organism in Eukaryota, Metazoa, Chordata, Aves, Gaviiformes, Gaviidae. The transcript has 8 exons. Gene Ontology annotation, biological process: regulation of gene expression.
GGAGAGCGGAGCUCAGCGAGCCCGGAGCAGGGAGCAGCCCCCCCACGGCCGGCCUCAGUCACCAUCACACCGCGGGAGGCGGCGCAAACAGCCAGUCACCACCACCGUCCGCACCGAACAGCCGCCGCCAUGAGCAGCGAGGCCGAGACCCAGCCGCCCGCCGCCCCCGUCCCCGCGGCGGCCCCCGCCGCCCCCGCCGACUCCAAGCCUAACGGCGGGACCGGGAACGGGGGCAGCGGCCUGGCCUCGGCGGCGCCUCCCGCCGGCGGGGACAAGAAGGUCAUCGCAACGAAGGUUUUGGGAACAGUGAAAUGGUUCAACGUGAGGAACGGUUACGGCUUCAUCAACAGGAAUGACACCAAGGAAGACGUGUUUGUCCAUCAGACUGCCAUAAAGAAGAAUAACCCCAGGAAGUACCUCCGCAGCGUAGGAGAUGGAGAGACCGUGGAGUUUGAUGUGGUUGAGGGAGAAAAGGGUGCGGAGGCGGCUAAUGUUACAGGUCCUGGUGGAGUUCCAGUGCAAGGCAGUAAAUACGCAGCAGACCGUAACCAUUACAGACGAUAUCCACGUCGUAGGGGUCCUCCACGCAACUACCAGCAAAACUACCAGAAUAGUGAGAGUGGGGAAAAGAACGAAGGAGCAGAGAACAUACCAGAAGGCCAAGCCCAGCAACGCCGUCCCUAUCGCAGGCGGCGGUACCCACCUUACUAUAUGCGUAGGCCCUACGGGCGUCGACCACAAUAUUCCAACCCUCCCGUGCAGGGAGAGAUAGUGGAGGGUGCUGACAACCAGGGUGCAGGAGAACAAGGCAGACCAGUCAGGCAGAACAUGUAUCGAGGUUACAGACCACGAUUUCGCAGCUUGACUUUCAGGGGUCCUCCUCGUCAAAGACAGCCUAGAGAGGACGGGAACGAAGAAGAUAAAGAGAACCAAGGGGAUGAGACCCAAAGUCAGCAGCCACCUCAACGUCGGUACCGUCGUAACUUCAACUACCGACGCAGACGCCCAGAGAACCCUAAACCACAAGAUGGCAAAGAGACGAAGACAGCCGAACCACCAGCUGAGAACACGUCCGCUCCCGAGGCCGAGCAGGGCGGGGCUGAGUAAAUACCGGCUUACCAUCUCUACCAUCAUCCGGUCAUCAAAGAAAAGACUUAAGAAAUGAAGAAGAAAAGAAAA